CCCCCGUUGGAUUGAGUGGACUGGGAGCUGUCGUGGUGGCGGCGGCGGUGAAAGACUGCGACAGACAGACAGAGAGAGAGAGACUCACCGUGCCCCCCUCUCUCGCCAUCUCCACACCUUGCUUACAAACUCUACACGCAGGGGAGCUGCUGCGGCACCGAUUGCCGCUGCUGUCGCCGCACCUCUCCCUUGAGUGGGAUGGCUGGCCGCCCCCAGGCGUAUGACAGCAACAGCAGUGACCCCGAGUACUGGGAGCACAACCCCAACUCUUGGGACUCACAAGCGAGCACCCGGCGCCGCCGAUACUCCAAGAGACCAAGUGCCUCAUCGCGAGUUGUGAAGAACGUGGGCGAUCAGCUGAAUAGGAUGAGCCUUCAUGGGACUGGCAACGUGGGUGCCAACGGCAGUGGCGGAGCUGGCGGAGGCGGUGGGAACGGGUCGGAGCGUUCGAGAGACCGCUGCCGCUCCAGCGACCGCUCACGCGACUCCUCCCACGAGCGUGCCGAGGGGCAGCUCACGCCCUGCAUCCGCAACGUGACGUCGCCCACCCGCCAGCGCCCGCCCGAUCGCGGCAGCGGGGACGGCGGGCGAGUGUCGCGGCCGUCGAGCCCGCGGCCGACGCGGGCGUCUCCGCCUUGCACGGCCGGGGGGGCGUGCGGGGCUCGUGCCAAGGAGGACAUGGUGGUGAUGUCUUUGGAGAGCCACAAGGACGGCGGUGGUAUCAUCAUCGGCGGCGGUAUCGGCGGCGGCAUCUGCGGCCCCAGCAUGGGCCUGGGCCUGGGCCGGAGCGUGCGCGGUCACGAGCGGGUGACGCUCAUCGUGGACAGCACGCGGUUCGUGGUUGACCCGGGAAUCUUCACGGCGCACCCCAACACAAUGCUGGGCAGGAUGUUUGGCUCCGGACGGGAGUAUAACUUCACGCGGCCGAACGACAAAGGGGAAUACGAUGUCGCAGAAGGGAUCAGCUCCACAGUCUUCAGAGCAAUCCUGGAUUACUACAAGACUGGAAUGAUUCGGUGCCCAGAUGGGAUUUCCAUCCCGGAGCUGAGAGAGGCAUGCGACUAUCUGUGCAUCCCCUUCGAGUACAGCACCAUCAAGUGCCGCGAUCUCAGCGCCCUGAUGCACGAGCUGUCCAAUGACGGGGCACGGCAGCAGUUUGAGUACUACCUGGAGGAGAUGGUGUUGCCGCUGAUGGUGGCGAGCGCGCAGGGCGGCGACCGCGAGUGCCACAUCGUCGUGCUGACCGACGAGGACGUCGUCGACUGGGACGAGGAGUACCCGCCGCAGAUGGGGGAGGAGUACUCGCAGAUCAUUUACAGCACCAAGCUUUAUCGAUUCUUCAAGUAUAUCGAGAACAGGGACGUUGCCAAGUCCGUUUUAAAAGAACGUGGCCUGAAGAAGAUUCGACUGGGAAUCGAGGGUUACCCGACGUACAAGGAGAAGGUGAAGAAGCGUCCGGGCGGGCGCCCAGAGGUCAUCUACAACUACGUGCAACGGCCCUUCAUCCGCAUGUCGUGGGAGAAGGAGGAGGGCAAGAGCCGGCACGUGGACUUCCAGUGCGUAAAGAGCAAGUCCAUCACCAACCUGGCGGCGGCCGCCUCCGACGUUCCGCCCACCGAGCCACUCGCCGCUGGCAGCGGCGGCGCAGCUCCUGCCGCCAACGCCGCGGCCGUCAUCCACGGCGCGGGAAGUUUGCACGCGCCGCCUCCGCAGGUGGACGAAUUGGACGUCCUGCCCAACCUGUCUGGUCCGUCGAGGGGCCACGAGCAUUACCCUGACCAGCCGCUGCCUCCCGACUGAGGAGCAGCGGUCAGAGGGUAGCAAUGGCUGGCCGGUCGGCCGGCAGGCUAACGCAUCUGCGCUCCCUCCACUGCAGAGUUUAGGGGGUGACACUGAUGCCUCAUAGCCGCUGGAUGUCAAAACAAAUUAAACAUACACAUGUAGGUAAAAUAUAAAUCUCGAUUCAUGAGCGCACGCCUUUCUCAGUGAUUCAGGAACUAGCAAACUUAACUGUAUGCAUGGCUGCCGACCGUUUAAAUUCCUGUGUAAAACAGAAAAAAAAAUCAAUGCACGUGUAAGAAGGAGGAAAGUGUUUUCUUUUUAUUUAAGUACAAACGUAAAGCCACUGUUGAACAAGUGUCUUCUAUCAAAUGUAUUCAUUCUUCCACUUUGCUGCCAUUUAGAAAAUGUGUGGUUUUUUUCCUAUGGCAUUCAUUAGUGAUUUAAAAGCAUGCAAUUCCACUAUCAUAAACCUAUUCCUCAACAUGCCAAUGCAAACCCCAUGAGUGUGUAAUGUGUAGCGCUGCCAAAUACAUUGUUAUAAUUACAAUGCACAACCUGCUUACCUGACAAGCACAGUGACAGGAAGACAGUGACUACCUAUCAAAACUUAGAGACGACAACACGAGAAUGAUACGGCCACAUAACCCACUGUAUAAAGGGAACGCCCUGAAACCGUGUAUGAACUAAACUAAACUUUUUUUUAUUUUACAGCGGGUGCGGUGGCAAGAAGUUAAGCGAGAGCUUUUGGUAAUUUAUCAAAAAAACCCUGGUGACAUUUUAUAGCUACCUUUCCAUACAGGAGACCGCUCCAAUCUGUUUAGCAGAUUUAACAACACUCAAAGGUGUGCAUGGCACUUACAAAAGCCUUAUCCAGACAACCGCAUCAAAAUAACUGAAGGCGUCGCCAUUUUGUCAUUUAGAUCUCGGACUCAGAGUUGAUAAAAUGUGGCUAUCCCAACAGGCAGCAGUGAAACAGACAACUGUAGACCAGUUUUGUGCUCAUUAGGACUGGUCAGUGUAGUACAACAAUGUUCACUGCUGCCAUAUUACUGUCAUAUUCCUCUGUGUGUUGUUAAAUCUAUGUUUCCAUCCUACAUUCAUUUUUUCUGUUGUAAUGGGGUUUAUCGUCAUUUACAGAGUUUUUUUACGUAGUGUAGUGUUUAACUUUCACUUUCCAAAAACCCAUUUUUGUCCAUUCAUUAGGCAUGUAAUACCGUUUUAUUAAUGUCAACAUGAUAACACGAUAGUUGAGAGAGAUGACCCACCAAUUGUUUAAAUCAAGCCAUAUAGUGCAUUCGUGAAUAUCGGUAUGAUACCAGUAAGCAGCACAAGGGGCUUCAAAUAACAAAAAGCAAAUGGCCAGAGUCGAGGUCGUUGCACAGGAUUUUUCGUCCACUUAUUAUUACUCUUCAUGGACGACUGCAUUGCUGAUAUGUAAAGACCACAAUAACUUUUUUUCACAUUGCUGUGACUUUUAUAUUGCAGUUUGAAUGUGUUUUCAUGGUUGUCACCACUAUAAUUUAUUCAAAAGAAGUGCUUGUAUUGGUUGAAACAAGUGGUGUUUGUACUUUUUUUAUUAUUAUAUAGAUAAAUUAACAUCACGCACAUUUGUUGGUGACCUUGUCGGUUGCUGGUCAUAUAUUUUUUCAUAGGAAUCUGCGUUAAAAGUCACCGAGCGUGGUGGAAUUACAUUUUUACACGCGUUUUUGCUUGGCAGUUGCAAAUAGGGUUUUCUUGCAUUCACGUAUAUUUCCUAAUUGAGGAGGUAGUGGUCUGUAGCUGGUUCCCAUGACACCUGUAACCCAGUUAGCACCAAUCGCGAUUAGAUCGGUUCUCAAUCUGACCCAGCCUAUCAUGAUCUUGAGUGAAAACCAGUAAACGAUGUCAUCCUCCAACUCCUCUUGACAUUUGACCUUCCUACCAUUGUGUCUAUAAUCCACUUAAAUGUUUCAAAUGUGUGUGAUAAUGUAAAUAGUGUAGAAAAUGCUUACUGAGCUUAUUAGCUGGCACCAAUGUAAAAUGACACACUGUGGUAUGAUGUCCUCCGGAGUUACGUAUUUUUAGUGGGCCCAGAUGUUGGUGGGAAUGUUUGGGCUGUGUGGCUGAGUUUGAAAAUGACAUGGCCAUGUCUAAAAUGGGUCUCGUGCUUUGGGAUUCCUUAGGACACACACCAUGGCCCACUGCAUAGAUUGGAUCUGGAUUGGAAAGAAAGCAUUCAUGGGAGCAAGGCAUUUGAGAACCUAUAUUUCACUUUUUCUAUAACAGUAUUUGAUGUGCUGCUCUGGAGUAUGGGGGAUUUCACUGCAGUCACUAACAUUUGCACAAAUUCUAUGGCCUUAUCUUUGUCAAUAAAUACAAUGUGACACCUGCAACUCGUGGUUUGUUACAUUUAAUACAACUUUAAGAUACGAUACAAAAGUUCAAAUCAAUGCAUUAACAUUUUAUAUAUCGAUGCGAAAAUAUCUUGCCAUGUUGAAUUUGUGUUUUGUUGUUAAUCACUUGUUAAGUGUGUUUAAAAAAAACAAUUUGUUCUGUAUUAGAUAUAUGCAGGUUUUCCAAACAGAAGCUAUUGUAUGUGUACAUACUGCUUGUGGAUAACCCCCCAUGUCUGCUAUAAGACUGACCAACAAUUGUCCCAAGUGAAUGCAUUGCUUUGGGAGAAAAAAAUAUAUAUAUCAUGGAAGCUCCGUUGGCAAAACACUUCAUCCACUACCAUCCUGCUAUCUCCAUAAACGGCAUCAACGUGUCUAGAAUUGAUCAAAAAUAACAACAAAACUGCAGUGCAUGCUCACUUGAGUGGACAUUGUCUCAGUUUACAUGUAUGCAUGUCCUUUGUCUCAGUGGCAAUCUCACACCACAUCGGACAGGUUUCUCCAUUAGUGUGACACUACAGUAACAAUGUACCCUCACUUGUGUUAAGCACUGUGUGCUUUUAUCACUGAGAAUGCUGUGGGAAUUUUGUGAUGUGAAAUCAUUUUUUUUUAUCUUAGUUAUUCUAGUUUGGGGAUUUGUAUUAGCAACGCGACCUCGGUAUUUUGUGUAAUUUCCACAGAAGAUCGUAUGUGCAUACACGGCUGGGUUAUUUAAAGGGAAGUUAUUGACCAGUUUUGGCCAUUGUUGCCUGUUCAUUUUGAAUGUUUGCAACUUUGUGUGUUUAUAUCUGUGUUUGCUAAUUGGUUGCAAUCUAUCUUUACAUCAAUCUUGUACAUGUAUGAAUGUUUUCAAAUAAAGUUGAAUUGUAAAUUGCA
Lethenteron reissneri (Far Eastern brook lamprey) is the source of this 5030-nucleotide messenger RNA. RefSeq names its product BTB domain containing 10 (gene BTBD10). Gene Ontology annotation, molecular function: protein binding. Gene Ontology annotation, biological process: positive regulation of phosphorylation. The record is from RefSeq and is a predicted model, not a curated record. NCBI's taxonomy places the organism in Eukaryota, Metazoa, Chordata, Hyperoartia, Petromyzontiformes, Petromyzontidae. Gene Ontology annotation, cellular component: cytoplasm.